Poecilia latipinna (sailfin molly) is the source of this 2317-nucleotide messenger RNA. RefSeq lists its product as uncharacterized. The transcript is spliced from 2 exons. NCBI's taxonomy places the organism in Eukaryota, Metazoa, Chordata, Actinopteri, Cyprinodontiformes, Poeciliidae. Bases 23 to 1138 code for a protein of 371 amino acids. The record is from RefSeq and is a predicted model, not a curated record.
CAUAGGGAUCGCAUCUCUUCAAAUGGCUGAAAGCAAAUCUCAAAUAACUGAGACUCGAUCAGUUAUUUCAAGAAAGUCACAGUCCACCGUCAGCUCCAGAGCUAGUAUGGAACUGUUAAGAGCUAAAGCGAAAGCUGAAGGAGCUCAAGCCAGAGCCACAUACGCUCUGAAAGAAAUACAGAUUAAAGUGGAGCAAGCCCGCCUUCAAGCCACUCUCGAUGCACUUCAAGCUGAGAAAGAGAAGGAAGCUGCUAUUGCAGAGGCUAAUUCACUAGAAGCUGGACUGAUUCAACUGGGUUUAGAGACACGCAGCGAAGCCGACAUCUCAUUAAGAGAAAGCCAAGAACGACGCACUGCUCAAUACGUCCUAGAACAAACACCCAUCAACAAAAUGGAGAUGCCUUCACAACCAAAAGUUGAAGAUAUCACCCCAACACACCCUCAUGAAUGUGUCAUCAGACAGCAAGAUAACAUAUCAAAAGACACCUCCUCAGAUGACACAAAAAACUUUCUUCAACCUCCUAGGAACAUGACGGCAUCUCAAUUUGCUCCCUUGAAUUCAACACAUUACACCGCCACUCCGGUAGGUGGCAUCUGUGUACCAACUCAACCUACUUAUGACCUUGCCAAAUACCUAGCUCGCAGUCAGCUAAUAACUUCCGGCCUUACAAAUUUUGAUGACCAACCUAUGAACUACUGGGCAUGGAAAUCAUCCUUCAAAGGUGCCAUUGUAGGUCUCGAGCUGUCUGCAGGAGAAGAGCUUGAUUUACUCAUACGCUACCUGGGUAAGAAUUCCAGCAAACAAGCCAAACAAAUAAAGGCUGCUAAUAUCAGGAGCCCUGCAGCAGGUUUAAUGAUGGCUUGGGAAAGGCUUGAGGAAAUCUAUGGCUCUCCAGAAGCCAUAGAGCAGGCGCUUUUCAAAAAGGUGGAAAGUUUUCCCAAGAACACAGCCAGAGAAACCCUCAAACUGCGUGACCUAGCUGAUCUGUUGCUAGAGCUAGAAACUGCCAAGACGGAUGGCUUUUUACCUGGCCUGUCCUAUUUGGACACAUCAAGAGGAAUUCAACCAAUAGUUGAAAAAACUACCUCACAAUAUUCAAGAGAAGUGGAUGUCUUAUGGUUCAAAAUACAAACGUGAGUACAAUGUGGGUUUCCCCCCUUUCAAAGUUUUCACAGACUUUAUUCGCACUGAAGCUAAAACCCGUACAGACCCAAGCUUUAUCAUGUACAGUUCUAAUCAUUCAGGCAUAACAGAUAGAAAACAAGGACAAGAAAGGUUUUCUAAAGCACCUAUAUCUGUCCACAAAACACAGAUAUCAACUGUUAACAAGGUGGAUACAGAUGAGAAAAAAGCCUCAACAAGUCCAAAUAAACUGUGCCCAAUUCAUAACAAACCCCAUCCUCUUCAAAGGUGCAGAGGAUUCAGGGAGAAACCCUUAGAGGAUCGCAAACAGUUUCUCAAGAAAUUCAACAUCUGCUUUCGAUGUUGUGACUCUACUGACCAUCUUGCAAAAAACUGCACUGUCGAAACCAUCUGUACUGAGUGUGAUAGCUUUAGUCACAUUUCCGCCCUCCACCCAGGUCCAGCACCAUGGGCGUCUAAGUCGUUGUCUCCCCAGUUACAGCAGGGCGGGGAGAAUGACAAAACAGACACCCAAGAAGUCACCUCCAGGUGUACAGAGGUGUGUGGAGAAGGAGUGAGUGCCAGAGAAUGUUCAAAAAUAAUACUUGUGAAUGUUCAUCCAGCUGGACAAAGAGGUCAGUCUAAAAAAAUGUACGCAAUUUUAGAUGAACAGAGCAACCGCUCACUAGCACGUUCCCAGUUCUUUGAUCUUUUCCAGAUUAAAGGGCCAAAUCAUCACUACACAUUAAAAACAUGUGCUGGGCUCACAGACGUGAUGGGCAGAAGAGCUUCAGACUUCAUUGUGGAGUCAGUAGAUGAGAAGAUAAGUCUUCCUUUACCUACACUCCUUGAAUGCAAUGAAAUUCCUAAUAACCGCUUUGAGAUACCUACUCCAGAAGCUGCUCGUCACCACACUCAUCUGGAACGUAUUGCCAGUAUGAUUCCACCUCUUGAUCCAAACGCUGACAUAACACUUUUGUUAGGCAGAGAUGUGCUGAGAGUACACAAGGUCAGAGAACAAAUAAAUGGCCCAAACGACUCUCCAUUCGCACAAAGACUAGAUCUAGGUUGGGUGAUCGUUGGCGACGUCUGUCUUGGAGGAGCACACAAGCCUGAAGGUGUGAACAGCUACAAAACAUACAUCUUAGAUAACAGUCGCUCAAGUUAUCUCCAGCCUUGUGACAGCCAAAUCAA